AUAAGUAUCAUUGCUGUAAUGCUGUCAUAAGACAUAAAUCGUGGCCGACCAGCAUUAUUUAAAAUAUAUUCAUUAUUCAGAUAGGUAGGUAAAUUAUCUUUGUGAGCGAUUACUUCUAUAAUAAUAAUUAUUUUAUUAUUUUAUCACUCGUAUUUCGUUGGUUAUCGUAAUAAUUUAUGUAGCACAUAUAGGUACCUUACAUAGAAAGUAACAACUAUUGUAGCAACGAAUUAAAAAUAACCAACAGUUCUUCAUAGAGGAUUGACAAUAAAAUAAAGGUUGUAUUUGUAUUUUUAAAAUGUUAUUUAGGUACCUUCUUACUUUUAGUAAUGUUUAAACUUAAUAUUAAUGUUCAGUGUAUAAUUUAAUAUAAAUUUUAAUACCAUUAACAGACAUCAGUUGAAAAACAAUUUGGUAGCUUAUUUUUGUAGGUGCUUAAAAUCUAUUGAAAAAUGCCAAAACGCUAUUUCGACAAUGUAUUUCCUGAUGGUCAGGAAGUUGAUUCAAAUAUGUCUUAUGAUUUUUUGAAACAAAGUGUGUACAGUCUAAUGGAAGAUGUUAGUCGAAAUGCUUCAUUGUCGCUUGAUAAUGACUUGUAUAUUGGAACAACAGGAAUAGCAUAUAUGUAUUAUCAUUUAGCUACAUCGGAAGGGUUUAAAAACGAUUCUCCUGCCUUAUUGAAUAAAGCAGUUGAAGUAUCAAGACUAAUGCAGCACAAUUCAUCUGAAAAAUCUUCACAUCAAUUCAUUUGUGGUGAUGCUGGAGUUAAUGCUGUAUAUGCUGCAAUAUUUCACAAAAUUGGUGAUGAAAAAACAGCAGAAAUUUAUUUAGAAAACUUUAAAAAAGGAUUAGCUGUUUGUAAGCCAAUCAAUUUUUUUAAACCAGGAGGAGACGAACUAUUCGUUGGUCGUACCGGUUAUCUUUUUGGACUUUUAUGGUUAGAAAAAGUUUUUGAUAGGAAAAUAAUAGCUGACCAAGACAUUAUUCAACUUUGUUUAACAAUUGUGGAAUCUGGACGUAAUUAUUCUAAAAAAAAUAAAAGUAUAUUUCCUCUCAUGUACUCAUAUUACAAUACAGAAUAUUUAGGAGCAGCUCAUGGUCUAUGUACAAUACUACAAGUACUAAUUUCAUUUCCUUGUUUUAUUAAAAAUGAACAAAACGCUAUGCAAGAUAUUAAAAAAUGUAUAGACAUACUGAUAUCAUUACAAACAACUAGUGGUAAUUUUCCUUGUGCAAUGGACGAAUUAGGUUCAAGAAAAAGACCUGAAAAAGAUGAACUGGUUCAUUGGUGUCAUGGAGCUCCAGGUGUUGUAUACUUAUUAGCUAAAGCAUAUUUAGUUUUUAAAGAACCUUCUUAUUUGGAAUGUUGUUUAAAAUGUGGAGAUUUGGUAUGGGCAAAAGGACUUUUAAAAAAAGGCCCUGGUUUGUGCCACGGAAUAGCUGGAAAUGGAUACGUUUUUCUACUAUUAUAUAGGUUGACCGGUGAUACAAAACAUUUAAACCGAGCUGUACAAUUUGGUAAAUUUGUAUUCACUGAUGAAUGUAUUCAAGGAUCUAGAAGACCAGACAAUUUGUAUAGUUUAUAUGAAGGAUUAGCUGGCACUGUGUGUUAUUUAAGUGAUUUAAUUCAACCAGAUAAAGCUAGUUUUCCAUUUCUAGAUGUAUUCUAAUUAAACUUUUUUUAUAUCAAACAAAUAUUAAAUUUGACUUAUGUACAUAACAUGUGUAAUUUAUUUCAUUAAAUCUUAUGUUCAAAGCUACUA
Molecule: messenger RNA, 1763 nt
Organism: Melanaphis sacchari
Lineage: Eukaryota; Metazoa; Arthropoda; Insecta; Hemiptera; Aphididae
Product: lanC-like protein 3 homolog
Exons: 4
Coding region: 453-1670 (405 amino acids)
Biological process (GO): carbohydrate metabolic process; peptide modification
Cellular component (GO): plasma membrane
Source: RefSeq, a predicted model, not a curated record